Molecule: messenger RNA, 222 nt
Organism: Cotesia congregata
Lineage: Eukaryota; Metazoa; Arthropoda; Insecta; Hymenoptera; Braconidae
Source: the annotation of a GenBank genome assembly
AUGAAUGUACCUUUGGCCACUGAAGUUUUUAGUCAUAAUGUAUCUGUUGCCAUGGCUAUACACCAACCGAUAUGUGAUAAAUUGAAAGACUCAACUCCGACACAGAAAUUUAUAGAUCUUGUUUUUAAUUUGAUCGAAGCUAUGUCUUCUCGCAUACCUAGAAAUGCCUUGUAUGCCGAAGGAAAUUGUCGUAAAAAACAAGUAAGUAUAGUUAUAAGAUGA